CCCUGAGUACAAUUGGUAAUUUCAUAAUGAAAAGCACUCAUACUUAUUUAAUUUAACAACCACUUGCAGAUCUAAUGUUAUGAUACAUAUAUAUUUAGGCAUCAGACACAAUUGAGUAGUUCUUAUCUCUGUUUGCUUGUGGGCAAUCCAUGUGAUGGUCCCAUUUAGGCAUAAAACAUCCAGAAUAGAUAUAAACAUAAAAAACACAUUAGUCUUUCCUGUCACAUUAAUGGAGUCUUCUUCUGUCCUCUAGUGAAUAUUGUGGGAUCAACUUCUGUUCAUUGCCCUGUAUGAUGAGGGAUACCCAAUAAUUUAGUAUCCAGUAUUUAAUUUCUAUAGAAGUGUAUGGAUAAGGAAAAUGAUCUUUCUGUCUAAUUAAACAAGGAAAAAAACAGUAUACUUUUUAUCUAAUAGCAUUUCUUGAAACCCCAGCAUGAAGACACCCCACUUAGAUCCUCAUGUUUUCAGUGGAAACUGGUUCACAUGCCCCACAGAUCUAUCCCUUUCCUGUACUUUUAUUUAGGCAUUAUUGUCAUGUCCUUAGAAAGAACCCCACCACUUUCCCAUAGUAGUUUUUGAUGGUCACAAUAUAAAAACACCCCAUAUGAUGUCUCAUUAUUGUUCAAUAAUACUUUGUGUUAUUAUAAUUGUUCUUUAUUGGAUGCGUUUUGUGGUUCACUCAACUUUCUGUUGCAUGCAGUAUAUAUAACCAUAUAUAAUGUUUCUCUAUUCUUAUACAUGGCUGUCAUCUCUUUUCUAUCAAAUGUCCCAUAGGGAAAGGCACGAUGAGUGAUCAUCAGACUCCCCUAUACUCUUUAAGCUUGACAUUAUUAAUGGCAGACAGCAUAUUUUAGCCUAGUCACAUGAUUUGAUUGCAAAAUUAGUCACUAUGACCGAAAUUGACAAAUGGUGUUUCCACAAACAAUAAGAAACACCAUAAGUGGAAACAAAGGAAGAUGGCGUCAGCAAUGCCCCAUUGAGUAUGCAUCUCCUACCCAAAAGCAGAGAAAGCAGCACCAAUGAAGAAGAUGGAGGAGAGUGGCUGGAUUUGAGCCUGGGGAGAAAUGGAAGCUGCAAUACAAAUCGAAAUCGAAAAAAUGAAGAAGGGGUGUUGAAAUCAGGGAAGGUUUUCUCCUGCAACUUCUGUGCAAGAAAAUUCCACAGCUCACAGGCAUUAGGGGGUCACCAGAAUGCCCACAAAAGGGAAAGAGGCACCGCUGCCAUGAAUCUUCCCAUCUUCAGAUCACUAGGAGUGCAGCCUCACUCCUUCGUCCGGAAACCCGGCAAUGGUAGAACCACCAGUGGCUCAGCCUCUGCCUCUGUGGCCAGAUUCAAUCAGGGCGGUGGUGGCGGCGGCAGCUGCUCUACAGCGCAGCCAUGGCUACCCCUGACUCUGCAAGAAGAAGAAGCUGCAGGUGUUUUCUGGCCUGGAAGUUUCCGGUUUGAUUCGCAGCAAGCUGUAGUAAUGGAGUCGUCACCGGAGAUGGAGACGACGGUGAUCGAUUUGAAUCUUAAACUUUAGGCGUUGUACUUAUAGUUAGUUAGCUAGUUUGUUUAUUGUAUAUAUAUAUAAUUAAAUGUUAAAAAUUUCGUGUGUUUUCAGAGAUGAAUAUUCACGUUAGCACU
Andrographis paniculata is the source of this 1626-nucleotide messenger RNA. Its product is annotated as zinc finger protein 4-like. NCBI's taxonomy places the organism in Eukaryota, Viridiplantae, Streptophyta, Magnoliopsida, Lamiales, Acanthaceae. The coding region runs from base 983 to 1522 and encodes 179 amino acids. The record is from RefSeq and is a predicted model, not a curated record. The transcript is spliced from 2 exons.